AUGUGUCUAGAUCUUAAGAAACUUAUCAAAUUUGUCGGUCCGGGGCUACUUGUCUCUUGUGCUUACAUCGAUCCCGGAAACUAUUCGACUUCGACAGCCGCAGGUGCACAAUUCCACUAUGCCCACUUGUUCAUCAUCUUGUUGUCAAACGUUUUUGCUGUGAUUCUACAGUGUCUGUGCAUCAAAUUAGGGACUGUUACAGGACUUGACUUGGCGGAGAAUUGUAGGAAGCAUCUACCGCAUUGGUUAAACAUCACCAACUAUGUUUUGGCUGAGAUAGCAGUCGUGUUUACAGACUUGGCUGAGGUGGUGGGGAGUGCUAUAGCAUUCAAAAUCCUUUUCGACAUCCCGUUACAAAUUGGAGUCGUGUUAACCAUCCUGGACGUUCUUGUCAUCAUAUUUGCAUACAACCCAGACGGAUCGAUGAGACAUAUCAGGAAGUUUGAGAUAUUUGUAUCGACGUUAGUUAUCAUGACAUUCGGGUGCUUUGUCUUACUACUUUCCAAAGUAGACAUCAAUUCAAAGAGGGAAAUAUGGGAAGGGUUCUUGCCUUCAAAGAUUUUGUUUAAAGAGAAGAAUGCCAUAUAUCUUGGUCUUGGUAUUAUUGGUGCUACUGUUAUGCCCCAUUCAUUAUACUUGGGAUCCAACUUGGUCAAACCCAGAUUGAGAGAAUUCGAUAUGAAAUACGGCUCAUACAAUAGUGAAAUUGACGACAGGACCAAUACUGUACAUAAGCCCUCAUUGAAUGCCAUUAACUAUUGUUUGAACUACUCAUACAUUGAAUUAAUUUUGUCACUUUGUACUGUGGCUAUUUUCAUCAAUUCCUCCAUUUUGAUUGUGUCAGCAGCUGCUUUGUUUGGGAACCCAGGAGCAGAUGAUGCUGAUUUGCUUUCCAUAUACGACCUUCUCUGUCAUUACCUUUCCAAUCAGGCAGGACUUAUCUUUGCUUUUGCCAUGUUCUUCUCUGCUAUUGCAGCAGGUGUGAUUUGCACUAUGUCUGGUAUGAUUAUAGCUGAAGGAAGUGUUAAGUGGACUUUGAAUCCAUUUCUCAGAAGACUUGUCACAAGAACUAUCAGCAUAAUUCCUUGUCUCUUUAUGGCUCUUUUUUCAGGAAGGUCAGGAAUUGCCAAUAUCCUAAAUCUUUCACAAGUUGUUUUGUCGUUAAUUUUACCCUUUGUGACUGCACCAUUGUUGUACUUCACAGCAAGCAAAAAAAUAAUGUCAGUCAAGGUUACAAAUAGUCAGGAGAAUGAGCAUACCCAAGAGAGUGAAAACUCUGCGCUUAUAUCCCACUCUGGGAGCUUGGGAAUAGUUGAUUUCUCAAAUUCUUUAUCAACAAACAUCUUAGGAUUUGUCGCUUGGUUUACAAUUGGGUUUUUAAAUGUUUAUUUAAUUAUCCAGUGGCUACGAGGCGAAGAUAUCCACUUUUAA
This is a messenger RNA of Pichia membranifaciens NRRL Y-2026, 1431 nucleotides long. RefSeq lists its product as hypothetical. The coding region runs from base 1 to 1431 and encodes 476 amino acids. Gene Ontology annotation, biological process: iron ion transport; intracellular manganese ion homeostasis. Gene Ontology annotation, cellular component: plasma membrane. The record is from RefSeq and is a predicted model, not a curated record. The transcript has a single exon. NCBI's taxonomy places the organism in Eukaryota, Fungi, Ascomycota, Pichiomycetes, Pichiales, Pichiaceae. Gene Ontology annotation, molecular function: cadmium ion transmembrane transporter activity; manganese ion transmembrane transporter activity.